AUGAAGAUUCCAACCACAAGUUUCACUCUGCAAAGUGGUGAUUCCUCUUUGCCAGGCUUCGUAGAUCGUCAGAAGGCUCUUUUCGACCAACUAUCUCAAGCAGAAAAAGAUUGCAAUAAAGAUCAAUCAACUCCAAUCGACGCCCGUGACUUUGAGUGCAAAAAAUUUCGUCGUCCACCUCCUCCAGGUAAACGCCGAAAAAAUGAAGCUAGACAAUUUCGUGGUAAAGAAAGUAUCUUUAAACAAGUAAGUUUACCAUCACCUUUUGCCAAUCACGGUGUACCGGAUUACCAUAAAAAUCCUCAAAAAUGGACUAAGUACAGUCUAGAUGAUGUUAACGAGGCAGAUAUGAGUGACAAAAAAAAUACACAAGCAGCUCUUGCAUUUCUAAAAGGGUUAAGGGCGCGGAGAUCCAAAGAUAAACUCGAUUUCAAACAGACAGAUAUGCAAGUUGAUGAUCAACAUAACUGUGCUGGUUCUUCGAAUCGUCCAACAUCUUCAGCACCACAAGCAUCACAAGUGGUAUUCAGAAAACCUACUAAGCAAAACGAUCGUAAAAAUAAAAAACAAACACGUGUUGAGAUUGUCGAGGCUGAUAAUAAUCCUAUUUUUGUGGGAAGUAAAAUUAUUUUUCCUGAAUAUGUAGUAGGUCAGAAACCUAUCAACAAAUCUAAAAAAGAAAAACAAAAUCCUGUUAUUAAAGUCGAUCGCAGCAAGCAAAUAAAGUUAGAUCAUCUUCAAGAAUAUGAAGAUGAGUAA
This is a messenger RNA of Cotesia congregata, 759 nucleotides long. Lineage: Eukaryota; Metazoa; Arthropoda; Insecta; Hymenoptera; Braconidae. The record is from the annotation of a GenBank genome assembly.